AUGGACCUGCCAUAUGCGCAGCUGGAGCCUCCCAGGCUGCUUGGCUCCUUCUGUGAUGUGGAGAAGACACUGCAGUGCAGUUGUUCCUUUCAUGGCAUCCCCACACCAUCUGUGCAGUGGUGGAUGGACGGAACUCCUGUGUUUGGCCGCCUCCAGGUGACCUCCACCACACUUGGUUCCUGGGACAACAGCACCCUCAUCCUCUCCAAGAACCCAGAAAUGGGCACAAUUCUUCUCUGUGAGGGGAAGAACCAACAUGGAACCUAUGGUUUGAGCAUCCUACUGAUGUCAAGAAAAGGCCCUUUGGCUCCCGAAAUCUUCCUGAAAGCGCUGUUCCAGGGCGUUUUCUAUGCAGCCAUGGCAACCACACUUCUUUUCCUCUGUCUCCUCCCCUUCAUAGGGAAAUUUCUCAGGAAGAAGCAGGCAAAGAAGUGGGCGCAGGUGAGAGCACAGAGGGGCUCCUUGGCUGGAGAAGACCAGGAACCCAGUGUGAAGCCCAAGGAGCCCAGGAAAUCCAACACCGAGCCAGCCUCUGGGCAGCAGGUCUUGGAAGAGGAAGAGAACCUGAAGCCAAAGAAGCCCUUGGAAACGGCAUCACAUGUAAAGUUACCCUUCGCCGCAGAACUACAAACACCCAUGGAGACCUCAGAAGCCCCAAGUCCGUAAUAAACUUGAGGUCCCGAGGAUUGGAACUAACAAAGCCCUCUCAGCCUCUGCCCAUCCCAUACUCUCUCUGGGAUGGAGACCCUUGGACCUGCUCUCAGGAUUUUUGGAGGUCACCUAUGAUGUGCUGUUUGGUCGAGCCACAGACACAUGCCUCAUUCUGGCUCAGGGGAGAAACGUGCACAUGGUACUGUGAAACACGGGAGUUUGAUCACUUUCUUUGUGACCAGUUCCACAGACAGACACACAGACACAGGCAUAGACACACAGACCCCCACACAGGCAGACACGCGAAUACAUGCACACACACUAAAGCCCUUAUGUUUUAAUCUAAUUCCAACAUCAGUGCUUAGCAGAUGAAGCCUUUGGACAAGACCUCCCGCUCCCAGCUCUCUGCCUUAGACUUCUGGAGGCUUACUACGGGACACUCAAGAAGAGACCAGGCUGUGAAAAGUGUACUCAGAGACGUAGGUGGAGAGAGCGAGCCUUACGAAAUGGAACUGGAAGGUUAUGCUGUGGGAUCACAUCCCGGCCCUCAGAACUUCAGUACCACAGGAACAGGUUCCUGUUUCCUCCCUGUGUCACCAUUA
Molecule: messenger RNA, 1253 nt
Organism: Meriones unguiculatus (Mongolian gerbil)
Lineage: Eukaryota; Metazoa; Chordata; Mammalia; Rodentia; Muridae
Gene: Siglecl1
Product: SIGLEC family like 1
Exons: 5
Coding region: 1-666 (221 amino acids)
Biological process (GO): cell adhesion
Cellular component (GO): plasma membrane
Molecular function (GO): sialic acid binding
Source: RefSeq, a predicted model, not a curated record